UUAAAAUAUCGAUUAACAUAUAAAUUACAACUAUUGCCAUCACUAUCUUUCUUUUCACAAAUUCAUCAAAAUGGCAACAAAUCGUGGUAAUCGUGCUCGCCAAACUGAAGAAGUGGAUAACACUAUUAAUUAUGUACAAUGCGAUGGAUUGGCGGCAAUGAAAAUUGUCAAGCACUGCCACGAAGAGUCCAGCAACAUGGAUUUGGCUCAAGGUGCUUUGCUCGGUCUUGUGGUGGACAAAUGUUUGGAAAUCACCAAUUGCUUCCCCUUCCCCAAGAGCGAUGACGAUUCCAUGGACGAGGAAAUGUAUCAAUUGACCAUGAUGCGCCGCUUGCGUCGCGUUAAUGUCGAUCACUUCCAUGUCGGCUGGUAUCAAAGCUCUAAUGUGGGAAAUUUCCUGUCAAUGGCAUUGCUGGAAUCGCAAUACCAUUACCAGACCAGCAUCGAAGAAUCGGUUGUGGUAAUUUAUGAUACCCAAAAGUCGGGACGUGGUUUCUUGUGUUUAAAGGCUUACCGCUUGACCCCACAAGCUAUCCAAAUGUACAAGGAUGGCGAUUUCACACCCGAAGCCUUGAGAAACAUGAAGGUCGGCUAUGAGAGUUUAUUUGUCGAAAUUCCCAUUGUUAUUAAAAACUCGCCAUUGACCAACAUUAUGAUGAGCGAAUUGUGUGAAAUGAUGCCCGAAGAACAGGGUCAUAAUUUCCUGGAUCUUGGUACCGCUUCCGUUUUGGAAAAUCACAUGCGCUGUCUGAUCGAGCGUGUCGAUGAAUUAUAUCAAGAAUCAAUUCGCUACAAUAAGUAUCAACAAGUUGUCUUCAAACAGGAAACGGAAAAACAUCGUGCUCUCACCAAACAAGCUGCCGAGAAUGCUCUGCGUGUUGCCAAGGGUGAAUCACCCAUUCCCGAGGAAGAAGUUCUUAAACAAUUCCGACCAUUGCCUGUUCCACCCAGACUCAAUGCUACCAUUACAUCGGGUCAAAUCAAUACCUAUUCACAACACAUUUCACAAUUCUGUUCCCAAUCUUUGGCUAAACUUUUCAUCACUCAAUCUUUACAAAACGCUAAGGAGUCUAAGGAAGUGGCCAAAUAAGUGUAUUUUUUCCCUCUGCAAUUAACACAUAAGCAAAAAACGCAGUAAAUUAUAAUUUCACAAUACAGAGAACUUUUUUAAAAGAAUCGUACAUUUAGUGAAGAACACAAAUAUAUAGACAAAAGAAAUCUUUAUACAAAAAGAAAAUAACGAUUUGAUUAAAGUGUUAAAACAAGAAUAA
Messenger RNA from Musca domestica (house fly), 1271 nucleotides. RefSeq names its product eukaryotic translation initiation factor 3 subunit H (gene eIF3h). Gene Ontology annotation, molecular function: protein binding; metallopeptidase activity; translation initiation factor activity. The coding region runs from base 71 to 1090 and encodes 339 amino acids. NCBI's taxonomy places the organism in Eukaryota, Metazoa, Arthropoda, Insecta, Diptera, Muscidae. The transcript is spliced from 3 exons. The record is from RefSeq and is a predicted model, not a curated record. Gene Ontology annotation, cellular component: cytoplasm; cytosol; eukaryotic 43S preinitiation complex.